CCUUCCCCGUUUCCGCCGGCCAGACUGCACCCCCACCCCCACCCCCAUCCUCAGUCCACCACUUCUAUUAAGUUUCAGGAUUGUCAGAAUUAGUUUUGCUGUUAUGGAACAUGGUUCAUUCCAAGAUCAGUCAGCAUCAACAUUUUCUUUGACGGAUGAGGAUCAUACACUCGCCAAUUCUAUCAGAUUCACCCUCAAUCAAGAUCCAAGGGUGACAUUUUGUGGGUACAGCAUUCCUCAUCCUUCUGAUGCUCGAGUAAAUAUAAGAGUUCAGACAACUGGUGAUCCAGCCAGUGAGGUAUUGAAAGAUUCUUGCCAGGAUCUGAUGCUGAUGUGCCAGCAUGUUAGAAGCUCUUUUGACAAGGCUGUUGCUGAUUUUAUGAAUGAACAAGGUCUGAAGGCCAUGAAGAUCGAGCAAUGAUGAGAAUGUUACUCUCACAUCUCUCCUAUAAUCGAUAAAUAACCAAAAAAUAUUAUUUAUUUCUUUGUUUGCUCGUCUAAAAGUUUAAUUCAGCUCCUUUCUCAUCUCUAGUUCUUGUACAUGCCCAACAAUCAAAGGUGUGAACAGUAUUUAGCAUGUCAAAAGAGAGUAACUUUAUGUUGUUCCGGAGAUGAAUGACCCAUAAGGUUGUAGUAAGGACACUCCUGAGCUACUGUUGUUUAUGAAGUAUUGGGAGGGACAGGGUUCUCAAUUAUGAAAGUCAUUAGACUUUUGCCUGUGCAGAAUAAUAGGUGACGGGACACUUAAAAGAACUGAUGGUUAC
Molecule: messenger RNA, 764 nt
Organism: Ilex paraguariensis (yerba mate)
Lineage: Eukaryota; Viridiplantae; Streptophyta; Magnoliopsida; Aquifoliales; Aquifoliaceae
Source: the annotation of a GenBank genome assembly